Colletotrichum phormii is the source of this 917-nucleotide messenger RNA. RefSeq lists its product as uncharacterized. Bases 292 to 831 code for a protein of 179 amino acids. Lineage: Eukaryota; Fungi; Ascomycota; Sordariomycetes; Glomerellales; Glomerellaceae. The record is from RefSeq and is a predicted model, not a curated record. The transcript has a single exon.
CCGACAAAAUCCCUUCGAGGCUUUUUCAACGGCGCGGAAUGAGAAGUUAAUCGAUACCAUUUUUCCUUUUUUUGGGUACUUUCGACUACAAAAAAAACUCGACAAAAAUCUUUCGGUGUCCUCACCUCGCAAGAUGAGGUUGGACUUGCACGAAUGGCGUUUUCCACACGGAUGGUUUUUCAUUUUCACGACAUGCAUCGGUGUGAAUCACACCACGGCGGAGUUCUCGGAUAUAAAUAAUUCUCGGCAUCUUUUUUCACGGACAGCGGGACGACUUUUUUGUUUUCCAAGAUGAUUCAAAAUUUCUGUUGCUCAUCAUGGUGCUCGACGGGUCACGAAGUCAUUCCGGAAAAGAUUAUCUCGACAUAUAGAAUGAGUGUCUUUUCAGCAACUUAUUCGGAGCGGGGGGGGGCAACAGGUGUUUCUGUUAUGGGCUCACAUGGGAAAUAUCAAAUGGGUGGUGGCGGGCAAAGACAUGCGUUGCUAUUGUUUUGCGGCAAAUCUCCAAAGCUUGGAAACGGUACCGGGAAAUACCUUUUUGGGAAAGGUGGAGUUGGUCAUGAAUUUUGGGUGCGGCCUGCUGGCGAACCCCUGCAUUGUUACCUGUUUUGGUUGAGCGAUGCGGACGGGGAUCGCGCAGUCCUUUGUUGUUUUCUUGCGCCUCUUCUCUCAUUUCAUUAUUCGAGGAUGGACUAUUCAUACUACUAUUGCUCGAUAUUCCGGCGGGGCAGGUCUAGCAUCUCGCGACACUGGAAACGGUUGGUGGUGGUGGAGUCACCUUGUCUGGGCACUUUCGCGAGCAUCUCGGAAGAGUUGUGUGUUUCUGGAUAGCGGUCUGAGACGAUAAAUGGCUCUGGUAGUUUUUGGGUCGGAGAGCGGGAUACCUUUUGGGGUUGUACAGGAAACGCUCAAGAUGC